This is a messenger RNA of Papaver somniferum (opium poppy), 1301 nucleotides long. RefSeq lists its product as uncharacterized. The coding region runs from base 448 to 864 and encodes 138 amino acids. The transcript is spliced from 4 exons. NCBI's taxonomy places the organism in Eukaryota, Viridiplantae, Streptophyta, Magnoliopsida, Ranunculales, Papaveraceae. The record is from RefSeq and is a predicted model, not a curated record.
GCCAACCCAUUCUGUAGUUAUUACAUUCUUUCGAUUUUUGUUCAGUUUUCUGUAGUUAUUACACAUGGUUUGGUGGUAAAACUUGAGUACGAUGAUAUAAGAAAGAGAGGGUAUGGUUAAAGUUUCUCAAAAUAUGGUUAUAAGUAAGGAUGAAUGGUGGGGGACUAUAUUUUUGAAGUUUGAUUGCAUGAUGGGUGUUUAGUUAUGUUACAGGAAAGUGAUAUUAAUUCAUUCUUAUCAAAUCAACUGACUAAACCAAAGACUCCCCACCUUCAGCUUUAAAGUCUCCUUCAUCUGCUCCAACUCUUUCUCUACUUCAGUAUAUCUGCUUUAGAAGUUUUUUUACUUUCCUGAAAAAGUUUCUUCCCAGGAGGAGAUACGGUGCUCAUAUAUGCAUCCAAGUAUCAUGAUGUACCCAUCGUUAUAAAUGUUUCUGGACGCUACCACAUGGACAAAGGAAUUGAUAAAAUCUUGGGUAAAGAUUAUAUGGAAAGAAUCAAGGAAAAUGGAUUUAUAGAUGUCAAGGACAACAAAGGAAAUAUCCGGUACCGUGUGACAGAAGAGAGUUUGUUGCAACUCCUUGCAAUAGAUAUGCAUGCAGUAUGCCUAUCAAUUGCGAAGAGCUGCAGGGUCUUUACUGUUCAUGGCUCUGAGGAUGAGAUUGCACCUCUGGGAGAUGCUUUCGAGUUUGCCAAUAUCAUACAUAACUACAAAUUGCACAUUGUGGAAGGUGCUGAUCACGUUUUCGACAACCAUCAGUCUGAGUUAGUUGAAUUGGUGGUGAACUUCAUUAGAGAAUCCCUACAGAUUCAUUCCAUUCAUGUGAGGAAGAUCCAUCGUAAGACAGUUAUUGGAAUUCUUUAGUUUGCAACAACACGUAAUUCUAUAUUAAACAUAAACCAGCUCAGGCCUUUAUUGAAUUUGGUAGUGCACAAGUAGCACUAGGAGGAGCCUUUGGUUUAAAAAAGGCACCAUAAGUUUAUAAUAUUUGACUUUGUAGCGAACCUAUAAUACCCAUUGGUUCCUUCAUGCAAAUGUCUGAAGUCAUACUUUUCCAAAAUCUCCUCUUUUGGUUUCUCGGUUUGUAGUCGCAGUAAAUCCUACAACACACUCCUUAUGAUAAUUUCUAGAUCUAAAUCUUUUUUAUCUCCUAAUUAUCAAUAUAAAUACUAGAAAUAUAAAUAGACACAAGAAUUUUUACAUGGUUCGAUCAUUGUGAUCUACAUCCAUGGUUCUUCACUAUGAUUGUAGGAAUUACAUGAAUAUUACAUUUAGAAGCAGAGAGUUGAGUUUCAUUUAUA